Molecule: messenger RNA, 1018 nt
Organism: Aphanomyces invadans
Lineage: Eukaryota; Oomycota; Saprolegniomycetes; Saprolegniales; Verrucalvaceae
Exons: 2
Coding region: 58-960 (300 amino acids)
Source: RefSeq, a predicted model, not a curated record
GCUUGGUCGGGUCAUGGUAGUUUCUCAGAAGCAAGACGGCCAUUUGAUUUCGAGGGAAUGAGCCGCAGCCGCCGCGAGUCCACCGAUCCGGCUGCAUUAACAUCGUCGCAGCCGCUGUGUCGAUCGACGGGAGGCAUCAAGUUCGACCCGACGGAACCAUCCCGACAACAGAAGCAGCGCUCCCUAGAACACUGCUCCAAGUACUGGCAGAAUAGUUGCUGCAAUGAGACCCACACGAUCCCGCUCAAGUUACGUGUGAUGGAGCCGCAUGUCGCGAUGUUCAACUCGAAAUGCCAAGCGCUCCAUGAAGAGCUCACGUGCUCUGUGUGCCACCCGUUUGUGGGAACAGGACGCAUGGAUCGGAUAUGCCCCGACUUGUGCGACGACUGGUUCGAUGCGUGCAAGGACGAAUUCUACACGCCGGAUGGGAGCCAAGCAUUGAGUCCAUGCUACGGCAACGCCCUCAUUUGUUCCCCCCUCCAUACCAUCUUGUCCACUGGUCGAGAUUUUUGCAAGGCCAUGGGGUACACGCCCGGCAAAUCAACAGACACAGAUGGGGUGACCUGCUUUGACGGUUCAGUUCCCGACGAAUUGGGGGUCCCUGAACCUGCCGAGCACAUGGCAGACGCAAUCUUCCGCAUUUUCCAAGAGCAAUCGGAGGAGCCGACCGAGUUUAUGCUGGUCGUAGUCCUCGUCGCUAUCGUGGGCCUCUUUGUCUCGGUCAAGUUCUUUCGUCGUUGGUCUGACGAACACAAUGCGCUGAAAAUGGAGGAAGCGCGCCGACGUCAACAGGAAGCCUACCGACAAGCGUACCAUCUCGGGAAGGCAGGUGCCCAAGACGACGCCACAUCCGACGUGGACUCGUCCGAUGACGACGACGAUGACGUUGUUGGCGAUGCCGAUGUCGCAGAAGGUGCGUCGGCCUCGGGUGCCCCAGCAGCGCCGUCUACGACCUCAUAAAGCAGACAUAAAUGUUUCAACUGAGUGCGAUGCCCCGAUUGCGUGGAUGAAUUGUCGA